AUGGUCGCGACGAAUAAAGGAGAGAAUACCGCAGUAAAGCCGAAGCGUGCAGGCUUUGGACUUGGUGGGUUUUUGCCAAAGGUCCCUCCGAUCUAUCGUAAAGAAAAGGGUCUUCAUGAGGGACAGGAAGCUGAAGAAGAACCUGUACAGGACGAUCAAACGAGGGAGUUGCCGAAUUUCUCCGGUGAGCGCCGUUCGCUUCAAGGGUCGACACCGGUCUCAUCUGCUACUGCGGUGGCAGCUUCUGCCUUUCGCCGUCGGGGAAUGUCUAUUGAACAAACAGCGUCAUCAUUCUAUCGCCGCAUGAGUUUGCGACCUUCGGCACCCGAGACGACAGAGACCGCUAAAACGUCACCGACUGGCAGUUUGAAUACUUCACCAUCACCUCAAUCCGAUACGGAACUUUCAAUACGGCGUGGAAUGUGUGUGGCUACAAAGUAUGGUACAGGCACAGUACUCGACGUACGAGCGGCUGACGGCUUUAUUGUGGUACAAUUGGGACCGAAGAGCAUUGCGUAUGUGCGCGAAGAUAUAAUAAUCAGGGAGAUCAAGAGUGUGGUAGGGGAACGAGUUAAAACCCGCUGGGGUAUGGCGACAGUUGAGCAGUAUUACGUCGAAGAAGAUAUGUACAGCAUUGCUCUGGAUUGGCGCUGGGACGAUGAACAUGUUUGGCGCAUGAAGGCGACGACGAAGAAGUUUGAAAAGGUGAAUCCACGUGGAACUUUGAUUCAAAAUACGAAAAAUCGAUUGUUUGAAGGAUAUAGCUCACUUUGGGAAAGCGUUGGCAAGCUUAACACCACUUCCAAGAGCGGCGUACCUCCUACCAAGCAAGACGCAGUGGAACAGCCGACUCUAGGCACAGCACAGACGCCGUUUGGUAUUUGUACAGUGCUAGAAGUACGAGCAGACACGUUUUUUGUAGUCAAGACGGCAGAUGGUUCUAUUGCAUACUUAAACCCCGACUCGGUGCGAAUGUUGGGACGACGGACGCAUUUUGUUAAAGGCGAUCGUGUGAAUACACCGUACGGACCUGGACACAUUGUCCACUUUCGUGAAGACGAUGAGACGUAUGCAGUUGAGCUUGAAACGCUAUCACUGGCUGGUCAAGCACCGUUGCUAUUUAUCAGCGACACGGCUGCUGAGACAGAUUUGACGCACGCCCCUGCGGCUGCGAAUACGCGUCUAUCGUCAAUCUUGAAUAUCACGCGCACAUCUAUGAUGAAUGCGGGGGAGAGAAUGCGAAGUGCAUCGAUUGCAGCUGGAGGUCUCCCUACGCUACCUGCAAACCUGCCUACACUUCCAGGUGGUUUACCUACGCUCUCUAGUGUCAAAGCCAGAGUAUCAACCAUGGCAACCAUUACGAUGGCCCCAAAAACAAAAUUUCACAAGGAUGAGCGGGUACUUACAACAUUUGGAUCUGGUUUUGUGACGGAAGUUCGUCCUCUUGACAAAAUUUACCGCGUAUAUCUACGCCGACUCAAAUUUUCUGGCUAUUUCUACGAAGCGAGUCUUGCUCCUUUUCCAUACGAUCGUGUCACGCACUUUGUUGUGGAUGGUCGUACGAUACCAGCGCCGCCUAUUCCCAAGAAUGCGAGCGACUACAAGCGUCGUGCUGUGAUUACGAAGGCGAUCAAGUCGGCUAGGGCCGGUACUUACCUUCCUGCAACGGUUUUAACUCAAUCGAAAGAAUCAAAGCACGAGAUUCCAGAGGCACCGAUUCAUGCAGCUGAUGCGACUGUCGCCGUUAAUGUCGCGUCUGUCCCUGCACCAGUGUCAGUCGCGGAAUAG
This is a messenger RNA of Plasmopara halstedii, 1788 nucleotides long. RefSeq lists its product as uncharacterized. The record is from RefSeq and is a predicted model, not a curated record. NCBI's taxonomy places the organism in Eukaryota, Oomycota, Peronosporomycetes, Peronosporales, Peronosporaceae. Bases 1 to 1788 code for a protein of 595 amino acids. The transcript has 3 exons.